UCUUUUUUCCAACCAUCAAGUACUGGUAAAAGCUCUAAAUUUGUUAUGCCCGACCUCAUCAAUGAUUUGGCUCAAGUAGUUGCAAGAGAUACUUGUUUUAGAUUGGAGGAUAGAUUGAAACAUCAGGAGCAGUGCAAAAAUAUAAAGAAAGCUCGACAUUCAUCUUACAUGCGGGAGUCCUGUGAGGGUAUGAAAAAAUUUGAGAUUUUUGAUAAAGCCAUGCAUUUACGGACCUUCUUACCAUUUUACACACCAUAUGGUUGGAAUUGUUAUUUGGCAAGCAAUGUUCCCCUUAAUCUAUUGCCGAAGCUAAGACGCUUGAGGGUGCACAAUAUGAGUAGAUAUCGCAUUAUAGAAGUUCCAAAUUCGCUUGGAGAUUUGAAACAUCUGCGGUAUCGUAACUUAUCCAACACCUACGUUGAAGAAUUACCUGAAUCAUUAGGCUCUCUUUACAAUCUACAAACAUUGAUGCGAAGAGAAUGUGAAAAACUGAAAAAAGUUGCCGAUAGACUUGGGAAACCUAAUUGACCUACGUUAUCUUAAUACCACCGGUGCAGAUUCCUUAGAAGAAUUGUCACUGGGAAUAUGUAAGUUGGUUAGUCUUCAAACACUGUCCAAUUUCAUUGUUACUAAAAACAGUGGGCAUCGGUUAAGAGAGUUGGGGAAUUUAAUUUAUCUUCGGGGGAAGCUUUGCCUAUUUGGGUUACAGAAUGUGGUGGUUCCAUUCAAGGCAAAGGAGGCGAAUUUGAAUGAUAAGGGGUUAGAUGUGUUAUCAAUGGAAUGGAGUGUUAACUCAGAUGAUUCACGAGAUGGAAGAGUUGAAACAGAAGUCCUUGACAUGCUACAACCUCACAAGAAUUUAAAAGAGCUCCAUAUCAAAGGCUACCUUGGUACAGGAUUUCCGAAUUGGAUAGGAGAUCCUCUGUUCUCCAAUAUGGCUGACCUAAGUUUAGAUAAUUGUGGAAAUUGUGCAUCCUUGCCACCACUCGGACAACUACCCUCCCUCAAAAAGCUUUACAUUAAAGGAAUGAGUGUGCUAAAGCAUGUCGGUCGUGAGUUUUAUGGGCAAGGUGGUGUUCAACCUUUUCUGUUACUGGAAACUCUAAGCUUUGAGAAUAUGCCAGAAUGGGAGGAUUGGUAUACUUUUGGAGAUCACAAGGAAGUUCAACCAUUCACUCAUGUCAAGUAUCUCUCUAUAAUAAAAUGUGCCAAACUUCUUAAAAGGUUGCCUACUGAUCUACCUUGUUUGAAUAAUCUAGAGAUUAUGGACUGCCCCAAACUCAGCGGAAUGAUGCCCAAGGAUCUACCUUGUUUGAAUAAACUAGAAAUUAGGAACUGCCCCAAACUCUGCGGAAUGAUACCCAAGGAUCUACCUUGUUUGAAUAAUCUAGAGAUUUCAAAGUGCCCGCAAUUCCUAGUUGAAGGCUCCAGCAUUAGCCUCCCAUCACUCACCUCGAUAGCUAUGGAUGACGUUCCUCUAACAAGCCUUCAAGUAGUCCUUGAGAUGAGGAGUAUGGUUGAUGAUGAAGUGAUAUCGGCAAAUGCAAAGUCUAAGCGUCCGAGUUCAAGAACUUCUUUGAGCAUUGGGAUGAUUAAGAAGCUUGAGCUCUUGCCGAAAUGGGUCACUUAUGGGCUGAUGGAACUUGAAGCAUUGGAGAUCACAAGCUGUGAAGAACUCAAGACAUUGUGGAAGAAUGAGGCAAGAAUACAACACAGUCUCCCUACAUUCUGACGUUUGAAAAUUGAAGGCUGCCCCCAGCUUGUUUCAUUGUUUGAAGAAGAUGGGGAUGAAGGCACCAAAUGGCAACAUGGGCAGCAGCAGCAGCAACAACAAGAAGAGGGACUCCCUUGCAUAGUGAGGAGGCUUGAGCAUCUAGCAAUACAUAAUUGUGAAAAGCUAGAGAAACUGCCAUAGCUGCUACACAGCUUCACUUUUCUUGGAGAGUUGUAUGUCUAUAACUGUCCGAGUCUCUGCUCUUUUCCAGAGACAGGUUUUCCGUGCACGCUGAAAACACUCAAGAUACAUGGUUGUCCAUCCCUCAUAUGUUUGAUAUCGUGCAAAGGUGGGGGGCCACCACCCACACUCAAAGAGCUUGAGAUUUGGGGGUGUGAAAAGUUGGAGGCACUACUAGCAGUAGAAGAGGGGAUGGAAAUUAACUGUCCAUCUCUUGAGUGUGUUUGGAUCAUUGGUUGUGAUAGGCUCAAAUACUUGCCAGCUGCCCUUCCUAAUAAUAAUAAUAAUCUCAGGAAUCUCAGUCGAUUGUCCUUGUAUGGGUGUAAGAAUUUGGAGUACAUUCCGGAAGGAUGGUUCCACUCCGCAACAAAUCUGACACAUCUGGAUAUCGAGGGAUGCAAAAAACUCAAGGCCCUACCACACGGAUUGCAGACCAUCAACUACCUCACCUCUCUUCAAUCGCUGUGAAUGAAUAUUUCACAAUGGAACAACAACUUCAAGAAGAUUGGUUUGCACAGUUUAUCCUCUCUUACAACACUGUCGAUUUCAGGCGCAAUUAGCGUGGCAGAUGAUGAAGAAGAAGAAGGUGUAGCGGGUUCCAGCUUUCCUAUAGAUGGGAAGUUGCUGCCCACCUCUCUGAUCAAUCUUUGGAUCGGGGGUUUCCAAAAUCUGGAGAAGCUAUCUUCUAAGUUGUUUCAAAACCUCGCUUCUCUUGAAUUUCUUUGUAUCAGGGUUUGCCCUAGGCUCAAAUCUUUACCAGUGCAAAGGCUGCCUCCCUCACUUAUAAGCUUGAGUAUCCAGCUUUGUCCUAGACUAACAGGGAAUUGUGAAAAGGGGAAAGGCAAAUAUUGCCCCACUUAGCUCACAUACCUAAAGUCGAUGUUUUUUGAUGAGUGAUAAGCUCUGUUGUGAAGAUUCCCACCGCAGUUUUACAAGCACUCAAAUUGCCAGGAUCUGAAUACAAAGAAAGGCUUCUUUCGAUAGAUUUCCUCGUCUGCUUUUAUUUCUGAGGGAACCACAACAAAUGAAAGAGUUCUCAUUUCUUUCCAACUUGGUGCAUUUGUCCCUGAAUAUCUUGUCCAUCCAAUGAUUGUUCGCUAUCCCCAUGUACACUUUGACCAAUCCUGGGGAAAAAUGGCUUUGGGAAAGCUCAUGUUUAGAAUGUUCGUAGUUUCACAAUUUCAUGGAGGUAUGUUGAGUGAUUUUUAUCUAUCUAUAGUUGCAUAUAGUGAAAAUGUAGUGAGCUUGGCUUCGCCCACUAUUUUUGUUUGUGAAAUUUCUGGGUAGUAUGUGUUACACGGUCUUGGGUAGAACUCACCCUAAAAGCUAGCUAUUAAGGUGAGGGUGUCCUUACGCUUAUAUGCUUAAUAUUACUUUAGUACUCAAGCGAUGUGGGACUUCGCUUCACACCCUCCCUUACGCCCAACGUGCUCACUUGGCAGCACCUGCGGCGUGUAGGCCAAGGACACGCACCCUACCCAUCCUUGAGUACUCUGGCUCUGAUACCAUGUUCCACGAUCUUGGGUAGAACUCACCCUAAAAGCUAGCUAUUAAGGUGAGGGUGCCCUCACGCUUAUAUGCUUAAUAUUACUUUAGUACUCAAGCGAUGUGAGACUUCGCUUCACAGUAUGGUGUAUGAGGUGGCAAUUCAUAUAUAUAGGUUGUUAUAGUGAUGUCCCAAUUUGCUAUUUUUCUUUUGAUAACUAACUCACUCUCGCAGAUCAUCAAUACUGAUUAUUCAUCAGCUUAAAUGUACAUGCAUUUAUAUGAUGUGUCCUUGAUUAUAUUAUAGUUUGAAUUUUGGUUACUGGAUAACUUGUAUGUUGUAAAAAGUUGAAUGAAGUCAUUUAUUAAAUUGUAUUGGUUGAAUAUCUUCCUGUUGUUUUACCCCUUGAAAAUCAGUAGGAAAAAUGCUGCCCAUUUUGCUCAGAGGGUGAAUCGCCAUUAUUUGAUUAAUCUUUGCUGCCUUGUUGGCUUUAGUUGAUAUUUUAAUAUUAAGUAUAUUCUUAUACAUCAAAGUUUUUAAUGGACUCAUAACGUACAAUUUGUUAAUUUUUUGUAUAUUGUUAACAUGUUUUGUAUUUCAUAUGCUUAGGCCUCGUUUUGGAACCGACUAUUUUAGUAAUUUUU
Camellia sinensis is the source of this 4084-nucleotide messenger RNA. NCBI's taxonomy places the organism in Eukaryota, Viridiplantae, Streptophyta, Magnoliopsida, Ericales, Theaceae. The record is from RefSeq and is a predicted model, not a curated record.